Molecule: messenger RNA, 3438 nt
Organism: Triticum aestivum (bread wheat)
Lineage: Eukaryota; Viridiplantae; Streptophyta; Magnoliopsida; Poales; Poaceae
Product: receptor kinase-like protein Xa21
Exons: 2
Coding region: 1-3438 (1145 amino acids)
Biological process (GO): protein phosphorylation
Molecular function (GO): ATP binding; protein binding; protein kinase activity
Source: RefSeq, a predicted model, not a curated record
AUGUGUGGUAGAAAAUAUGUGCAUCCUCUUGGCACUCUCAGUUCCACACUUCCCCUAGUCCUUGUCCUCUGCUCCCUUGUUCAUGCAUCUUCAUUAGGUGCUACGGCACUCCAAAAUGAUUCUAACACCGACCUCCAUGCUCUCCGCUGCCUCAAACUCCAUCUCACCAGCUCUGCUGGACUCCUAGCCUCCUGGGAAAAUGACUCGCUGCCGUUCUGCGGUUGGUCCGGUGUUACUUGCAGCAAGAGACACGCAUCUCGUGUCGUUGCACUGGACCUCGAGUCACUUGACCUCAGUGGACAGAUACCGUCUUGUGUAAGCAAUCUCACUUUCCUCAGGAGAAUCCACAUCCCAAACAAUCAACUUACUGGCCAAAUACCACCUGAACUUGGCCGUCUAAAUAGGCUGCGGUACCUUAACCUCAGCACAAAUCAUCUUAGUGGCACGAUCCCGAGCACUCUGUCUUCAUGCUUUCGCCUUCAAAUUAUUGAUCUUGGGAGUAACUCCCUUCAUGGUGAGAUCCCCCAAACCCUGAGCGGAUGUUCACAUAUCCAACAGCUCAACUUGGGUCACAACAUGCUUAGAGGAGGUAUCCCACAAGGGUUGGGGAUGCUCCGCAACCUUUCCGUUUUGGAUCUUGCUAGCAAUAGUCUGACGGGCAACAUUCCACUUUCACUUGGAAGCAGCUCUUAUCUUCAUUCUGUUGUUCUCACAAACAAUAGCCUCACAGGACCUAUCCCGCCUCAUCUAGCUAAUAGUUCAUCACUUCAACUUUUAUCCUUGACAAGAAAUAGCCUGGGUGGAGAGAUUCCUUCUGCGCUGUUUAACAGCACGUCACUUCAAAAGUUAUCCCUAGGACUGAACAAUUUUGUCGGGUCCAUACCAGCUUCGUCGAACAUUGAUUCACCCUUACAAUACCUUAUCUUGCAAUCAAAUAAUCUUUCUGGCACCAUACCUCCUUCUUUAGGGAAUUUUUCUUCCCUUCGCCGGCUCUCGCUAGCAGAUAAUAAUUUCCAAGGUAGAAUCCCGAUGAGUAUAGGCAAUAUUCCGUACCUGCAAGUACUAGAUCUCACUUAUAACUUCUUGUCAGGGACUGUCCCUGGCACUCUCUACAACAUGUCAGCACUUACAUACCUUGGCAUGGGUACAAACAUACUUGUAGGGGAAAUUCCAUAUAACAUCGGGUAUACCCUUCCAAAUAUCCAGACUUUGAUUAUGCAAGGAAACCAAUUCCAAGGCCAAAUCCCCACUUCACUAGCCAACACAACCAAUCUUCAGAUGAUCGACCUCCGAGAGAAUCAAUUCCAUGGUGUUGUUCCUUCUCUUGGAACUCUUACUGGUCUAGUCGAUCUAGAUCUAGGUGGGAAUCAACUUGAAGCAGGAGAUUGGUCUUUCUUAUCCUCAUUGAGCAAUUGCACACAACUGAUGAAGUUGCGUUUGGAUGAAAAUAACCUUCAGGGUGUCUUGCCCAAGUCCAUUGGAAGCCUUUCAAAAAGCUUAGGGUUACUGCUAUUGAGAUCAAAUAAAAUAUCUGGCAUUAUACCACACGAGAUACAGUACUUGACAAGCCUCGAACUUCUUUACAUGGACCAGAAUUUGCUUACUGGAUAUAUUCCCGAAUCACUUGGAAAUCUUCCAAACUUAUUUGUCUUAAGCUUGUUCAAGAACAAACUUUCCGGAUCAAUUCCGCUUUCUGUUGGUAAUCUGAGUCAACUGAGUGAGCUCUAUUUACAGGAAAAUAAUUUGAGUGGUCCUAUCCCAGGAGCUUUAGCAGGCUGCAAAAAGUUGGAACAACUGAACCUCUCUUGUAACAGCUUUGAUGGAAGAAUACCAAAGGAGCUCUUUACUCUUAUCUCCCUUUCCCAGUGUCUGGACUUGUCUCACAACCAACUCUCUGGACAGAUACCUCUGGAGAUUGGCAAUCUGAAAAAUCUUGGGCCACUAAAUAUUUCCCAUAAUCAAUUGUCUGGACAAAUACCCCCCACUCUAGGUCAGUGCGUCCAUUUGGAGUCCCUCCACAUGGAGUGUAACCUCUUUCAUGGGAAAAUCCCUCACUCCUUCAAAAGUUUGGGAGGAAUCAUUGAGAUGGAUCUAUCUCAAAACAACUUAUCUGGUGAAAUCCCUGACUUCUUUAAGUUCUUUAAGUCUAUGAAGCUUCUCAAUUUGUCCUUCAAUAACCUCGAGGGUCCAGUACCAUCAGAUGGGAUAUUUCAGAAUGGAAGCAAGGUUUUCAUUCAAGGGAACGUGAAGUUAUGUACCAGCAUUCCAUUGCUACAGCUGCCAUUUUGCAAUGCAGAGGCAUCCAAACAAAGGAAUGUAUCCAGCAUUUUCAAGAUAGUAGGAUUUACAGUUCUCUCCUUGGUCCUGUUAUCAUGCUUUGCAACCAUUAUUUUGAAGAAGAAAAAGAAACUCAAACAAGAAGCUCAUCCAUCCUGCAAAGAGUUGAAGAAGUUCACAUAUGCAAAUUUAGUGAGAGCAACAAAUGGUUUCUCACCAGAUAACUUGGUCGGUUCAGGAAAAUAUGGGUCUGUGUACAGAGGUAGAAUUGAAUCUGAAGAACAUGAAGUUGCCAUCAAAGUUUUCAAACUCAAUCAACUCGGAGCACCAAAAAGCUUCAUUGUUGAGUGUGAAGCAUUGAGAAAUACUCGUCACAGGAAUCUUAUAAGGGUGAUUACUGCAUGCUCAACGAUUGAUCCAACAGGACAUGAUUUCAAAGCUAUUGUUCUUGAAUAUAGUGUUAACGGCGACCUGGGAAGUUGGCUCCAUCCAACAGUCCAUGAGGAUGGUCAGAGAAGGCCAUUGAGUUUCGGUACAAGAAUAGUAAUAGCAGUGGACAUAGCUGCAGCUUUGGAUUACCUCCAUAACCAAUGUGUGCCUCCUAUGGCACACUGCGAUCUGAAGCCUAGCAAUGUCCUUUUGGAUGAUUUCAUGGGCGCACGUGUUGGCGAUUUCGGGUUGGCUAAGUUCCUGCAUAGUUACAAUUCUUCGGACAUUCAUACUUCUACAAGCUUAGUGGGGCCAAGAGGAUCAGUUGGAUACAUUGCCCCAGAAUAUGGCUUUGGGAGCAAAAUCUCCACUGAGGGCGAUGUAUUUAGCUAUGGAGUCAUCAUCUUAGAAAUGCUAACAGGAAAGCGUCCAACUGAUGAGAUGUUUAAAGAUGGCCUGAGCCUUUACAAAUUUGUUGAAAAAUCAUUUCCUCAAAAGAUUGAGGAGAUUCUAGACCCUAGAAUAGUUCCAGGUUAUAGAAAUGAAGGUGAGGAUGCAGGCGGUGAUUUAGACCGGGAAGCUCAUCCAAUGGUUGCAAUGAACUGCAUCAUAAAGCUCAUUGAGCUUGGGUUGUUGUGCUCUGCGGAGACACCUAAAGAUCGGCCAACUAUACAGCACAUAUACAACGAAGUUAUCACAAUCAAAGAAUCAUUCUCAGCAUUGCAGAGCUGA